AUGAAGUCGGCCAAAACAUCCUCGGCGGAUACCCCGUCGAGCAGGAGGUCCCAGCCUGUUCGACAGACUCGCACCAACCCUCCGCGCGUCUCUUCUGGUCUUCGUGGAUCGGCGAGUGGUCGGGACCCUCUCACCGGUGGUUCUGCCUCUGACCAACCCAUCGACAUUUUUCCUGCGAUAACAUACUUUUCCGACGCCAUUGCCGCCCUACCGAAGGAGCUCGUCCGACACUUUACUCUUCUUAAGGAGGUCGAUGCCAAAAUCUUCGCCCCCGAAGAUGCCCUCUUCCAGCUCGUCGACGCUGCCAUGAACGCGCCCCCUCCGCAACCCCGACUGUUGAACGACGCAUCUAGCAGUGUCGCGCCGGCCUCAGCUCCGAUGAGCGCCCAAAACAGCUCCAGCGGAGUGCCUGUUGGUGCCAUUGCACCACCUCCUGCCCCAUCCACAGACGGCUCCUACGCGACGUCCAUCUACGAUCCUAGCAACCUGCCGCGCCGACAGCUGUUCCGACAGACAGCCAUCAAGAUCCAAGAGAUGCUUGGCUCUCUGGAAGAGAAGAACCAUGUCAUCUCAACCGCGAACGACGCCCUUCAAAAGCAACUGGCCCGCAUCGACGACGUCUGGCCGCACGUCGAGACCGAGUUCAGCGACGAGGCAAAAUGGGGGAGCAACACACACUGGGCAUACCCUGAGAACAGAGCUGUUAGCAAGGCCGCACAUGCCGAACGCUCACGGCGCGAAGGCGCCGCCGCCAUCUCUGCUGCUGCACAACAGCUUGCCGAGGAGGCUGCCGCCCGGAGCGACGCACGGAAGCAGGCGGUCCAGGCGAAGAAGAAUCAAAAGACGCAGCACCAAGAUACUGAAAAUGACGAUGCCGAAAGUCGACCAAAGGUCGAAUCUGGUAAAAAGGGGCAUGGAGGCGGUAAGGUACGCAAGGCGGCCGAGGCUGCUGCUAACGUGGGUUUGGGUAUCUCGACAAACGGAGCGACAAACGGCACCGCCCCACAACCCAAGCGACGCAAAGUCGAGAAGACUCCCAGCGGAAACAAUGUCCCUGGCGCUAUGAGCACUGUUUUCGGAAACAAUGCAUCUAAGACGAAGACUACGAGUCCCAGAGAAACCCCAGCUCCAGAGGGCCAGGGGCCGAAGAAGCGGAAAGCUCUCCCAUCCGGCACCGGCCAGGCCAAGAAGACAAAAAACGGCGUCGCCGCUAUGUCACCGUCCGUCGCGUCCUCUCCGGUCCUAAGCACCUUCCCCGAACCCCCAUUACCUCGAGGCUCUCCCGUUCCGACUGCGAUACCUGUGCCCUCAGUGCCAAAGCCACCGACCGCUUCAAGAGCCAAGCAGAGUACUACAACGCCGGCGGCAGCGGAAGGUGCGAAGCAGUCGCGGCCGCCAUCAUCUGCGUCGACCAAGCCCAACGGAGCUCCACCGCCCACUCCCGAGGUGUUGCCUCUGGCAAACACGCCAAAGCCCACCACGGAGCCCAAGCCCGCUACCAAAGAGCCUUCCGCACCACCUGUGCCGGAAGUCACAAAGAAGGAGCCUGAACCGACUGAGACGGCUAUCAAGCCCAGCAUCCCUGCGGCGAAACAGAAGAAAGAUACACCCAAGCCGGAGGAGCCGCAGACACCGGUCGAGCCCCCACCAGUACCCCAGACAAUCACUGCCGCGACGGUGACAAAGAGCGGUCGGGCCAGCAAACCAUCAACGCCUGCGAUGGCCACGUUCCAGGAAGCUGCGCGACCGAAGUCGGCUCGUAACACGGAUAGCACUACAAGCAAACGGAAGAAGAGCAAUGCGGUAACAUCAGCAAAGGCUCCCAAGCCGGCAGAAGACGCGGACGACAGUGAGGAUGCCGAAGAAGCAGAAAUCCGAGCCAAACGCAACUACGAUUACACGGAAGACGAGCCGACGUAUUGUUACUGUACAAGCGUAAGCUACGGCGAGAUGGUAGCUUGCGACGCCAACAACUGCGAGAGGGAGUGGUUCCACCUCAACUGCGUUGGUCUCAAGGUGGCACCCAAGGGAAGCUCGAAAUGGUACUGCGAAGAAUGUGUUCAGCGGUUUGCAAAGCAAGGCAAGAAGCUGAGCCAUAAGUACAACCUGCUUCCCGAUGCCAUGAACGUGCGGAAGCAGCGGAGUUCACAGUAUUGA
Messenger RNA from Colletotrichum karsti, 2157 nucleotides. RefSeq names its product phd finger domain protein. Gene Ontology annotation, cellular component: Rpd3L complex; Rpd3L-Expanded complex; nucleus. Gene Ontology annotation, biological process: regulation of DNA-templated transcription. The coding region runs from base 1 to 2157 and encodes 718 amino acids. The record is from RefSeq and is a predicted model, not a curated record. NCBI's taxonomy places the organism in Eukaryota, Fungi, Ascomycota, Sordariomycetes, Glomerellales, Glomerellaceae. The transcript has 3 exons.